UAGAUCGAGUCCAUCCCUCCACUUUUCUUUAUAUUUUGUCAACAAACCCUAAUUCCAUCUUCAAGUUCUUAUAAACUCAAAGAAAAUAAGCAACUCAUCAAUCAAAAAGUAUUCCAAGAUGACGGUCAAGGCCCUAGUCGAAGCUCGUGGUGAAGAUAUGUAUUCUCGUUUAAAAUCACAAGGUCUUCGUUAUCUAAUCCAGCCCGACGCAACAAAAGACACUAAAACACGAAUUGUCUCGCGUGUGGAUUCUAAUACGAAAGUGAGACGAAAUUGUGCAUCUGAUUUGGCAACGAUGGCAAGAGGGCCGCGACAACUCAAUAAUCAUCAGACUAAGGACAUUGAUCGUGUUGUUCAACGCCCUCGUGCAGUUUUAUCUAGCCCCGACAAUGACCAUUUAAUCAAAGAGAUGAAUAAGAGGACUCUGAAACAAGAUUCUAUUCCCAAAGCACCUUCAAGGAGAGUUAAGUCGACUUGUGUUGAUAUAGAGAACACACCCAUAAGGAUUCGUGGUACAGGGCCAACAUCUAACACCCAGUAUCGUCUGAGAAUAAAAGACUACACUAAACCGUCUGUUUCAAAGGACAAGACAUGUAUUGCCAAUGUAAAAUCCUUGUAAAGUUAAGAAAAGUUAUGAUCGACUGACUAAAACCCUUGACCUGUUUGAUUACAGAUUAUCAUAAGCGCAAUUACUUAUACAUUAAUUGUUUAAGAUCA
Molecule: messenger RNA, 717 nt
Organism: Helianthus annuus (common sunflower)
Lineage: Eukaryota; Viridiplantae; Streptophyta; Magnoliopsida; Asterales; Asteraceae
Exons: 4
Coding region: 119-619 (166 amino acids)
Source: RefSeq, a predicted model, not a curated record